Triticum turgidum subsp. durum (durum wheat) is the source of this 687-nucleotide messenger RNA. NCBI's taxonomy places the organism in Eukaryota, Viridiplantae, Streptophyta, Magnoliopsida, Poales, Poaceae. The record is from the annotation of a GenBank genome assembly.
AUGUGGUGGAACGGCCACUGGUGUUGCUCUAGCAGUGUCUAUUGGCGAGGAUCACUCUACCUGCUGCAUUGUUGUGGUGUGUUUGUUGUGAGGUUAUCUUUAUCAGACAGGAAAUACCGAGUGAUAAAAACCCCAAUAAAUAUCGAUGAAUGCAAAAAAGCACAGCCUUACAUUGGGAAAUCGGAAAAAGGCGUGUACUUUGCAUCAAUGCAUAAUAGUUUUCGACUUCAGGUUUGGACACUAGUGGAGUCAAGUGAACGGGUAGACUGGGUGUCGAACAGCAUUAUCGAUCUUAAGGCAUGUGCAACUGUAAAGUCACAUGGAUCGCACAAUGUGGAAGGAACCCUAAAAACUUGGAUUUUAGAUGGUGGUGGUGAUGAUGAUGAUGUAGAUGGCAACAACACAAGGACAAUGAUAGAAAAUUUGGAUUGGGACUCGGACGAUGAUAGCAUUGUGAAUAUUGAAGAUGCUUAUGAAGGUAUCUGCAAUCAGAUCUGCUUUCUCGGGUUUCACCCCUACAAAGAAGUUAUCUUCUUGGGGUUAACAUCAUCCCAAGGAGGAGUAGGAGUGGCUUGUCAUUUGAAUGGCUCAAAAUUUCAGUAUCUAGGAAUACUAAGCCAACACACUUUCUGGCUUGGCAUACAAGGAUCGUUUCCGUACACCCCUUGCAUUAGUGGCAUCUUCUAA